UGCACAAUAUAUGUCCGCGGCGUGCGAUACGUGUCUUCCAAUUCGACAUUGUCGCAUCGCGCCUCCCAAGCCUGCUAGAGUGUGGACCUUCCGGACCACUAGCAAAUGACUGCGAUUUUCCCUACUGAGGUCUUCGAACGCAUCAUCGACUAUGUAUGGCCCGACCAGACUCGGAGGACACUCAUGGCUUGCAUGUUCGUCUGCCGUGCAUGGUUCCCUCGAGCUCGAGUGAACCUCAUAUACGAGAUCAUCUUGCGGCAUCCCCGACAACUGCGCCUCUUCGCUCAACUAGUGGGCAAGCGACCAGCUCUCCGUCCCCUCAUUCACAUCCUUCACAUAUGGCCAUCACGCGCAGACGACUGCAAGGUUAUGGGGACCUUCCCGCUGAUGCUCGCUCAUCACCUUCCGAACUUACGGAGCUUGAGCAUGCGCGGCCUCACGACGGUCCGCCCUAUUGCUCGUUACCCGCAGAGUCACCAUCUUACCUUUCCGAUACUCCGCGAGUUUUCCUUCCUGACGAUCUUGAUGAUCGGGCCCGUACAUUUUACGUCCAUGACGACGUUUGCUCGACUAGUCGGGUCCUUCACCUCUUUGACAAUUCUAGUCUGUCAGGGCAUUACCUGGGGGAACGCAGAGAGGAGCCCGUCUGCGUACAAGCCUAUUGCUCGCCUCAAGCUGCGCAGCAUCUCCAUAGGAUACAUGAAGUGGACGGAGCAGCUCGCAGACAUGCUACUCGCUAUCAUCGAUCCCACUUCAUUACACACCUUGAAUCUUCGCCCCAACUAUCAAUGGUAUGUCGAGCACGCGGAGGGACUGCUCGAAGCUAUUGGCCCGUCGCUGCAACAUCUCGUCAUUGGCGAGGGUGCAACGGUGGAAGCAAAAUAUUCUGGUUCCUAUCUCGCCUACAAUACCAGCAUCACCAAGCUCUGGAUGACGAGCCAUCCGAAUUAUGAGUCGGAGGUCGCCACUUGCAAUCUGCUCUCCCGGGUUCACGCACCCUCUCUGCAAGAGCUCAUCUUAUCCCUGUCAAGCGUUCCAUACAGCCUCAGCGACCAAUUCCUCUCUCGUCCGGGAUUAAACCCACGAGAGAUAGUAUUCGAAAAUAUGGCUCGGUUCCCCCGAGCGUAUCGGGAAGCCUCGCGUUUGAGCAGCGAGGUGCGAGACCGAUUACCACAGACAUACUCGCGAGGUGUCGUACGGUUCGAAAAUGCGCCAAAUAGGAGCUGGUGGGAGGUUGCGUGACUUGCUGGCGAGGUCGAUACGCUCAUGUUGCUUACCGGCCAACCCGUCCACAGUCGUGUUCUUAGUCGUGUUCCCAGUUUAUUGGCAAUGUUCCCCGCUCCUGCUUGCUCCCCGGCUUGUAUUCACACGGCAUAACUUGCGCCAACUUCGCGCUCGCAUCUGCUGGUCUUACUUAUGUAGAGGCAGGAUCUAUCACACAACCAUUGAC
Fomitopsis serialis is the source of this 1450-nucleotide messenger RNA. RefSeq lists its product as uncharacterized. The transcript has 4 exons. Bases 106 to 1242 code for a protein of 378 amino acids. The record is from RefSeq and is a predicted model, not a curated record. Lineage: Eukaryota; Fungi; Basidiomycota; Agaricomycetes; Polyporales; Fomitopsidaceae.